UCGCGGCCAGAACUGCUCCAGUCUUGCGCUGCCACUCGACCGUGACUGAGAUCGUCAUCCUCGCGAAGAAAUCAAGUUGGAGAAAGUUAGUUGGCAAAAAAAAAGUGAAAGGUGCUUCCAAGAUGUGCGAAAAGGGCUCGCAGUGCUACAAAAAGUUCCAGGAGUGGGAGAGCAACGAGGAGAUCCAGAUCUUUCGGGACUACCUGCGGAUCCCGUCGGUGCACCCGGAUGUGAAUUAUGACGGCUGCGUCGACUUCCUGAAGCGCCAGGCCGCCUCGCUCGACCUCCCGGUGCAGGUCAUCGAGGUGAACCCGGGCAAACCGAUCGUGAUCAUCAGCUGGGAGGGCGCGGACCCGUCGGCCAAGUCCAUCAUCCUGAACUCGCACAUGGACGUGGUUCCGGUGUACGCGGAACGGUGGUCCCACCCGCCCUUUGCGGCCCACAUGACCACGGAGGGUCGGAUCUACGCGCGGGGGGCGCAGGACAUGAAGUGCGUCGGGAUGCAGUUUUUGGGGGCGAUUCGGGCGCUGCGGAGGGAGGGGGUCGUGCUGAAGCGGACGCUGCACGCGACGUUCGUGCCGGACGAGGAGAUUGGGGGGAAGCUGGGGAUGAAGGAGUUUGUCCAUCAGGAGGGAUUUAGGCGGUUGAAUUGUGGGUUUGCGAUUGACGAGGGGAUUGCGGGACCGGGGGAGGAGUUUCCGCUGUUUUACGGGGAGAGGAGCGUGUGGCACGUGUUGUUCCACAUUUCGGGGACGCCGGGUCAUGGGUCGUUGCUGUUGAAGGGGACGGCCGGGGAGAAGGCGCGGUAUGUUAUUGAUAAGCUGAUGGAUAUGAGGGCGCGGGAGGUUAAGAAGAUGGAGGACAAUCCGGAGCUGACGAUUGGGGACGUGACGACGGUGAAUAUUACGAUGAUGUCGGGUGGCGUGCAGAGCAACGUGGUUCCGCCGGAGCUGAUGGUGUGCUUUGAUGUUAGGGUGGCGGUUGAUGUGAAGCACUUGGAGUUGGAGAACCAGCUGUUGGACUGGUGUCGUGAAGCGGGUGGUGGCAUUGAGUUGGAGUACGACCAGAAGAGUCCGUACGUUAAGCCGACCACGUUGGACGGGUCCAACCCGUACUGGGUCGCGUUCAAGGACUCGUUGGAUGAGCUGGGACUGAAGGUGAAGCCGCAGAUCUUCCCGGGAGGAACGGACAGUCGGUACAUCCGGGGUGUGGGGAUUCCAGCGAUUGGGUUCUCUCCGAUGAACAAUACGCCAGUGCUGCUGCACGACCACGAUGAGUUCCUGGACGCGGAUGUCUACCUGAAGGGAAUCGACAUCUACAAGAAGAUUAUCGCCAACGUGGCCAACGCCUAGGACGUGAUAUCACUUUUAAAUAAACUCAUCUAUCUUAAUCAA
Molecule: messenger RNA, 1394 nt
Organism: Culex pipiens pallens (northern house mosquito)
Lineage: Eukaryota; Metazoa; Arthropoda; Insecta; Diptera; Culicidae
Product: aminoacylase-1B-like
Exons: 2
Coding region: 123-1352 (409 amino acids)
Biological process (GO): amino acid metabolic process
Cellular component (GO): cytoplasm
Molecular function (GO): aminoacylase activity
Source: RefSeq, a predicted model, not a curated record